AUGACUCAAAAAGCAUACGACCGUGCGGAAACGGUCGAACUGCUUGCAAUUCCACGAGAUGAAGAACCACUGGGGACAAACUCGUCUAGCGAAGACGGAAAAGAACUCAGCGACCGGACGAAACUUCAAUCAACGCGAAAGCACCACAAGAAACGCAAAACAGAAAACUGGAAACGGUCGCUAUAUCUAGGCGCACUAUCGAGCGUUAUAGUACUUCUAUUUAAUGUUUCUUUUGUUGCCUGGGCCGUGUCGCAUCAUGAUCUCAAAGACGAUCGCGGGGUUCUCUACACCGGCGAUUGUACCAAGACCAAGAGAAUGAGUACUGGGAUUCACUUGGUCAUCAACAUUCUAAGCACUGCUCUGCUCUGCGCCAGUUCCUAUACUAUGCAAUGCCUCUGCGCCCCUACACGAACGGAGAUUGACCGCGCACAUAAAAUUAAUAAAUGGCUGGACAUUGGUGUGCCUAGUAUGCGAAAUCUGUUUCGGAUCUCGAAGAUAAAACUCAUUCUAUGGCUGAUUCUAGCGCUAUCGUCCCUUCCGCUUCACCUGUUUUACAACUCGACGAUCUUCUCGACAAUUACAAACCUCCAGUACGAAAUCUUUGCAGGAAACAAGCCGUUCUCCGAUUUCCACGCAACGGACGUCCGACCACCUAAAGAUGUUAUAGAAAUGAGUAACACCAGGUAUAUGAACCCCUACUUCUCAUUCUCAAGAAUGCUUGAGGAAGGACUCCACCAUGAGCUCUACCGCCUGGAAAAUACCGACUGCAUGUCCGCCUACGCCACGAACUUCCAAUCUACAUACGGCAGCGUACUUUUACUCACCGACGACUUUCACCCGAACGACACCGACUUCGACUUUCUGUCGUUCCAGGGACCCUCUACCACCGAUAAGGGAGAUAAUCCAUACGCCUGGAUGUGUUGCGAUCACACCGUGUAUUCCUGCGAGAUGCAGACUUUAUGCCGCGACCAACUUCCGGAGAUCCGUGCCCAUGCCGACAAUUGGAUAGUGGGUGGCUACCGCGUGAAAUAUUGCCUAGCAGAGAAAGUUCCGGGGAAAUGCAAGCUGGAGUACAGUCUUCCUCUGGCUAUUAUUGUCAUCGUUUUCAACAUUCUCAAAGCAAUCGUCAUUUCUGCUGUGGCUCUCACCAUGACCGACCUGCCCAUUCUCACAACCGGCGACGCGGUGGCUUCAUUUCUCAAGACCCCUGAGACAAGCGAUAGAGUCCAUUGUCUCAUGUCCAAAACCCUAGCCAAGAAUCCAACCUCCAGACCCCUCCCAUACAAAGCAAAACCCCAAAGAUGGGCCACCGCAGUUUCCGUACUCCGAUGGACGGUCUGCAUAACAUGCUACACUAUCGCCAUCGCAAUCUGCAUCGGCCUCCUCUGUUUCGGGCUCAGCCAAAUCAGCAACAAAGGCAAGAUCUGGUCCGGUCUCGGCAUCACAAACACAGAAACCCUCAUCAGCGGAAACACCUGGCCCCCGUCCCUAAUCACUAACACCAUCAUCGCCAACACCCCCCAAGUCAUCUUCUCCAUCCUCUACUUCGCCUCCAACAGCGUCCUCACAGCUAUGACCCUCGCUGCAGAAUGGAGCAACUACGCCCUUCACCGAAAGGGUCUCCGCGUCUCCUCCACUCCGCACGGCUCCCAACGCACCACCUACUUCCUCUCUCUACCCUAUACCUACGCCAUCCCGCUGCUGGUCUUCUCAACCGUGCUUCACUGGCUCAUAUCCCAGAGUCUAUUCCUCGUCAACGUGGAGUCGUAUAAUAUGCAACUAGAACGCUUCGGGUUGUUCGAUUUCGCCACGUGUGGAUAUUCCCCCGUGGCUAUUGUCAGUGCCAUCGCUGUUGGGGGGUUCAUGCUGUUCUGUCUUGUUGGGUUGGGGUUGCGGCCGUUUGCGUCCGGCAUGCCCGUCGCGGGGAGUUGUAGUCGGGCUAUUGCUGCUGCGUGCUAUCGUGGGUUUUCCGCGGUAGAGGGGGAUGACGUGGAGACUAUGCCUCUGCAAUGGGGGGUUGUGUAUGAGGGGACGGGGGAUGGGGUGGGGGUUGGAUGUUGUGCUUUCUCUGGUGGAGAGGUUGGGAUGCCGACAGAUGGGGUACUUUAUCGGUAA
Molecule: messenger RNA, 2115 nt
Organism: Aspergillus pseudotamarii
Lineage: Eukaryota; Fungi; Ascomycota; Eurotiomycetes; Eurotiales; Aspergillaceae
Exons: 4
Coding region: 1-2115 (704 amino acids)
Source: RefSeq, a predicted model, not a curated record